AUGUCAAUCAUGCUCUCGUUCGCUGUCCGGUUGAUGUUACUAUUGCUACAACUACUACUACUACUACUAGCGGCGGAAAGAGGCUCAUCGUUGGACGAAUCUACGGACUACUGGCCACCGGAAACUCACAUGCUUAUGCAAGAGCCCGACUACUUUGAUUCAGAAACAUGGCAACACAUUCCGGAAACGGAUCUGAUAAACAUGAUUCCCGAGUUGUUCUACUAG
Echinostoma caproni is the source of this 225-nucleotide messenger RNA. The record is from the annotation of a GenBank genome assembly. Lineage: Eukaryota; Metazoa; Platyhelminthes; Trematoda; Plagiorchiida; Echinostomatidae.